Zea mays is the source of this 4824-nucleotide messenger RNA. Its product is annotated as Ubiquitin carboxyl-terminal hydrolase 13. The transcript is spliced from 26 exons. Gene Ontology annotation, molecular function: cysteine-type deubiquitinase activity; protein binding. Gene Ontology annotation, biological process: protein deubiquitination; regulation of protein stability. Lineage: Eukaryota; Viridiplantae; Streptophyta; Magnoliopsida; Poales; Poaceae. The record is from RefSeq and is a predicted model, not a curated record. Gene Ontology annotation, cellular component: cytosol; nucleus. Bases 167 to 3019 code for a protein of 950 amino acids.
GCACUCGUACUCCCUCCUCCGCUCCGGCUAGGAGGCUGCUCCCUCCGCCGCUCCGCCUUCGUCGCGCGGCCAUCGUUUCCGGCUCUGUCCCCGGAUAUCUCUUCGCCACCGCUUCCUGCGCCGCGGCGCCGCCACAACCGAAGGCGACCCAGUCGCCUUCAACACUAUGGUGACUCCUCCCACUGUCGAGCAGGAGGACGAGGAGAUGCUCGUGCCCCGCCAGGAGGCGGUCGACACCGACGCAGCGCAGCCCAUGGAAGGUACUGUGGUGGCACAGACUGAGGUGGUGAGCACGGCGGAGAGCCAGCCUGUGGAAGAUCCGCAGACAUCACGGUUCACUUGGACAAUUGAGAACUUCACCAGGUUCAGUGAGAAGAAGCACUAUUUAGAGGUUUUUGUUGUUGGCGGAUUCAAAUGGAGUGUGCUGAUUUUCCCCAAGGGGAACAAUGUGGACCACUUCUCAAUGUACUUGGAUGUUGCUGACUCAACCAGCCUUCCGUAUGGUUGGAGCCGCUAUGCUCAGUUUAGUCUUGCUGUUGUAAACCAAAUCCAGCCAGAGUUUACGAUACGCAAAGAGACCCAACAUCAAUUUAAUGCUCGUGAGAGUGAUUGGGGUUUCACAUCUUUUAUGCCUUUGAGUGAGCUCUAUGAUGCAAGUAGAGGUUACCUCGUGAAUGAUACUGUUGUUGUGGAGGCCGAGGUUGCUGUCCGCAGAAUUGUUGACUAUUGGACAUAUGACUCAAAAAAGGAAACUGGUUAUGUGGGCCUGAAAAACCAAGGAGCUACCUGUUAUAUGAACUCCCUUCUACAGACACUAUACCAUAUACCCUACUUCAGGAAGGCUGUAUAUCAUAUGCCAACCACUGAAAAUGACAUACCAUCAGGAAGCAUUCCCUUGGCGCUGCAGAGCCUUUUCUACAAGCUCCAGUACAGUGACAGUAGUGUAGCUACAAAAGAGCUGACAAAAUCUUUUGGUUGGGACACAUAUGAUUCUUUCAUGCAGCAUGAUGUACAAGAGCUCAACAGAGUUCUGUCUGAGAAACUUGAGGACAAAAUGAAGGGAACUGUCGUAGAAGGAACAAUUGAGCAAUUAUUUGAAGGUCACCACAUCAAUUACAUUGAGUGUAUAAACGUUGAGCAUAAAUCUAACCGCAAGGAAUCCUUUUAUGAUCUUCAGCUUGACGUCAAAGGCUGUCGUGACAUUUAUUCGUCGUUUGAUAAAUAUGUUGAAGUUGAACGUCUAGAGGGUGAUAACAAGUAUCACGCAGAGAAUCAUGGUCUACAGGAUGCAAAAAAGGGCGUUCUUUUCCUUGAUUUCCCCCCUGUUUUGCAACUCCAGCUGAAGCGCUUUGAGUAUGAUUAUAUGAGAGAUAGCAUGGUUAAGAUUAAUGAUCGCUAUGAGUUCCCUCUGCAACUUGAUCUGGAUAGAGAUGGUGGCAAAUACAUUGCUCCAAAUGCAGAUCGAAGUACACGAAACCUUUACACUCUUCACAGUGUUCUUGUUCAUAGUGGUGGGGUACAUGGUGGUCACUACUAUGCAUUCAUACGGCCAACUUUAUCUGAGCAAUGGUAUAAAUUUGAUGAUGAACGUGUAACAAAAGAAGAUGCUAAGAAGGCUCUUGAAGAACAAUAUGGGGGUGAUGAAGAGUUACCCCAAAUAAACCCUGGUUUCAACAACGCUCCAUUUAAAUUCACGAAGUAUUCAAACGCGUAUAUGCUUGUUUAUAUUCGUGAAAGUGCCAAGGAGAAAAUUAUGUGUACUGUUGAUGAAAAAGACAUUGCUGAGCAUUUAAGGGUAAGGUUGAAAAAAGAACAAGAAGAGAAAGAACACAAAAAGAAAGAAAAAGCUGAAGCUCAUCUUUAUACCAUAAUUAAGGUAGCUCGAGAUGAGGAUUUGAAGGAACAAAUUGGAAAGGGUAUAUAUUUUGAUUUGGUGGACCAUGAAAAGGUCCAUAAUUUCCGUAUACAGAAACAAAUGCCUUUUAGUUGUUUCAAGGAGGAAGUAGCCAAGGAAUAUGGCAUCCCUGUUCAGUUUCAGCGCUUCUGGUUGUGGGCAAAGAGGCAAAACCAUACAUACCGCCCUAAUCGUCCAUUGACCGUUCAUGAGGAAACACAAUCUGUGGGGCAACUGAGAGAAAUAUCAAAUAAGGCACACAAUGUUGAGUUGAAGCUGUUUUUGGAAGUAGAACUUGGGCUGGAUUUGCGGCCUCUCCCUCCUCCUGAGAAGGGCAAGGAAGAUAUUCUUCUUUUCUUCAAAUUCUACAACCCAGAAAAGGAAGAACUCUGUUUCAUGGGGAGGCUCUUUGUGAAGGCCUUGGGAAAACCUUCAGAAAUCCUGGCAAAACUAAACGAAAUGGCUGGAUUUCCCCCUGAUCAAGAAAUUGAGCUUUUUGAGGAAAUUAAGUUUGAGCCAAACGUGAUGUGUGAAACUAUAGACAAGAAACUCACUUUUCAUUAUAGUCAGCUUGAAGAUGGGGACAUUAUUUGUUUCCAAAAAUCACCAGGAGCAGAAUAUGAUGCACCCGUGCGAUAUCCGGAUGUUCCUUCAUUUUUGGAGUAUGUCCAUAAUAGGCAGGUUGUACAUUUCCGGUCUUUGGAGAAACCAAAGGAUGAUGAUUUUUCUUUGGAAUUGUCAAAGCUUCAUACCUAUGAUGAUGUUGUUGAGAGAGUUGCUCGCCAACUUGAAUUGGACGAUCCAGCGAAAAUUCGGCUUACACCCCACAAUUGCUACUCUCAGCAACCUAAACCACAGCCCGUCAAAUAUCGAGGAGUGGUGCAUCUGUCGGACAUGCUCAUCCACUACAAUCAGACGUCUGACAUCUUGUAUUAUGAAGUGUUGGAUAUACCACUGCCAGAAUUGCAGUUCCUAAAAACCCUGAAAGUUGCAUUUCACCAUCCUACGAAGGAUGAGGUUGUUAUUCAUAGCAUCAGGCUUCCAAAAAAUAGCACCAUUGCUGAUGUAAUAUAUGACUUGAAAACUAAGCACAGGAAGAUGAUGCUGGCUGUCCAAGUAAUUUAAGUGCCAACUUUUUCAAUUCUGGAGCAGAAUGGCCAUGAAUUCCCACCACCACAGUUUUGGUUCCAUAUAACCUCUAUCCUCAAUUGGGUCAAAUGAAUUGAAUCCAGUUCCAAACAAAAAGAAAUUAGCAUACUGCAACUUAAUCUUCUUUAAUUCUUCACCAGUCUAUGUUAGUUUCGUUUAGGCCGUCGUAAGGCGUCAGUUGUACCCCGGUCUAUUUUAGACCUUGUUUCUUUCUACUUUUAAUAUAAUGAUACGAAGCUCUCCUGCGUGUUCGAAAAAAGAUUAAUUCUUCACCAGGAAAAUACCUCCUGAAACAACCAUUUUCUCAUCUCUGAAAUUUCCUCAUCAUUAUGAGGAGCUUGUUGGUUGGGGACCUCAUUGUCAUUGAUCCAUGCAUCAGUGUAAUACUUAGGAUUUAGCGAGUGUGCCAAGCAAUGCAAGGAUGUGUUGCUUUUUGUCCAUCGACUCACCAAGAUCUCAUGCACAGCAGAGUAGAAGAUAGAUUCUUCAUGUUACUCUUUAAUUUCAUGACGAUAGAUCACGCUCUUCACCUUCUCUAUCAUUGUAUUGUAUCCCACAUCUCAUAUAUAAAAUGGAGUAGAUGCCACUGGCUUCAGUAGAUGCAUUUGAAGUCGCAGCCAUGGAAUCUAACAAGACCAGACAAUUAGCAGUGAGCAGAUUGAGAAGAAAGGAGGAGAUUGAGAAGCAAGAAUAAGAAGGGAAGAAAGCGGCCAAAACCCACAGACCUCGCGACCGCGGCUCCAAUCGGCAGCUGACAGGCUGAUGACCACAGGCCUCGCGGCGGCGGCUCCAAUCGGCUACUGACGGGGUGACGACGGUGGCUCCAAUCGGCGAACGACGGCGGCAGCAGCCACAGAUCGGCGGUGGCGGCUCAAAUCGGUGAACGGCUGCUGCUAGCGGCGCGCAAGUGGAGGCAUAGAGAGGCGGCUUCGAGGCAGUGGCUAUGUGAUACAGGAGCAUGUGUGUAUACGAAGCCUAGGGUUGGAACGUAUCACACAUGUAUCGGAGAGGUGUCCCAGGAGUAUCCGGCUUUUUUAUUUAUUUAAAUCCAUGGAAUUAUCCGAUACGUCUCUGAUACGUAUUCGGAAGUAUCGGUAUCCGACACCGGUACUUGAGUUUUGUGAAGUAUCCGCACAUCAUAGCCAACAACCAAGGUUGGAACACCACUUGUGUGCAAUUUGAACUUAUUUUUGGAUAAAGCGGGAAAGAAAAGGGUGACGCACAAUGACUGUUGAACCUUGGAAACUAAUGCUUUAUAUAGUAGAGAUAUGCGUGUGUUGACGCACAAUGCCCGUUGAACCUUAGAAACCAUGGAAACUGAUGCUUUAUAUUGUAGAGACAUGCGUGUGUGUUCAAGUGAAAAAGUAAAAUCUUAUUGAUUUUUUGUAUUCAGUAUCCCUAUCAAUGAUUUCAAGUUGCCUAGUCGCCUGGUCGAACCCUGGGACCGACCAGGCGACUAGUCGCGAUUAGGCGACGACUAGGGCGACUAGUCGACUCCUAGUCGGUCCCUGGUCGUCCUACACUAGUAGCUAUACUUAUAUAGGUAUAUAUAUAAAUAUACAUGUACUCAUUAUAUAAAUUAGAGACUGCAGUAGUGCAUACACUUAGUGACAAGGUUCCCGGAACGUUGGGAACGAGGAACGGGAACGAGGAACGCGGUACGUCUGUUAAAGCAACAUGGAACGUUGAGGGGUAUACAGCUGAUCGACGUUCAUUCGAUGCGUGGAACGUGUUCCCAACGAUUUAGGAACUCGGAACACCAAUAAUAUUAAUUUCAUCUA